Molecule: messenger RNA, 1306 nt
Organism: Phlebotomus argentipes
Lineage: Eukaryota; Metazoa; Arthropoda; Insecta; Diptera; Psychodidae
Gene: Slimp
Product: serine--tRNA synthetase-like protein Slimp
Exons: 2
Coding region: 42-1289 (415 amino acids)
Biological process (GO): seryl-tRNA aminoacylation
Cellular component (GO): mitochondrion
Molecular function (GO): serine-tRNA ligase activity; tRNA binding; ATP binding
Source: RefSeq, a predicted model, not a curated record
CUCAGUUUCCAAGAAGAAUAGUAGCGGAUUUCUUAUUUGCGAUGAUCUUGAGGCGUCUCAGCAUCUCUGUGUCAUCACAGAUGCGGCAGUUCUCAGCAUUGUAUCUUACUGGAGAUAAGGCUCGUGAGGAAUAUGCCUCUGUGCAUCCUUACAUGGACUUUAGAGGAGUUUUGGGAGAUAAGAAAGCCCUUCAGGACAAUCUUAUGAAGAGGAAGUCAUCAGUGGACAUCAAUAAACUCUAUUCCCAGUGGAAAGAGUACGAAAGUCUUCAAGAGAGAUUACAUUCUCUGGAGGAGAAAAGGACAGAGAUUGCGAACACUUUAAAGCAGCAAUACAAAAACCUUGAGAAGGAAGAAAUUGAGAAACUCAAAGCGGAAGGAAAAAAUGUCAGGAAUUCACUGACAAAAUUGAAAGACAACUCAUAUGGUUUCGAAGAGGAGUUUAUCAACAUAUUCUUGCAAGUUCCCAAUGUGAUUCACCCUCGAGUCAAGGAUGAAGUCUUGCACACGUUUCUGAACAAGGAAAAAUCCUCAGCGCCUGGGAAACUUGCGGAUGACAUCAAUCUCUAUACAACGGGAAAUUUGGCGAGAUUUGAGUUUGUCUUUCCCAACUAUUGCCAGAGAAUUUUCAAGGAGAAAGGAUAUGAGUUCUUUUCCAAUCCUGACUUCGUGAGAUCAGUGAUCGUCGAAGCUGCUGGGGUAGAUAAAAACCGAUUGUUUCAAGUCCUCGAGGAGGAAGACAACAAAAUCAAUCUUCUGCACUUGUCCGGAGGAGGAACAAUGCUGAGUUUCUUAAGUUUCAUUGCAAGACUUACAGUAUUUUCAACUCAAUUGCCUCUCGCCUUUGUUGCUAAUGGGAAAUGCUACACGCCCAAGCAUGAGCAAGGAAAUUCUGUGCAACUCUUCUAUGCAUCUGGCAAUUGUGCUGAAGCUGAAGAAAGAUUUAAUGAGAUAAUGCGUAAUUUGAAGGAAAUUUAUGAGAAAUUGGGGAACCAUUUUCGGAUUAUUAACGUAGUGCCUGAACAUUUGGACAGCUCCGAAAUGAUGAGAGUUUCUCUGCAAAUGCACUCCUCCAGCCGAGAUGCUUACGUUGAAAUUGCAAAUGUGAGUCUUCAUGGUGAUUAUAUUAGCAAGAGAUUGCUGUUCAACUACAAGAUUGGCAAGACAUUCAUGUUCCCUCACAUUGUUACCGCCACUGUAGUCAAUAUCGCGGAGUUGAGGAAGAUUUUGCUGGAACAGCCCGAACCAAAUGUGGAAAACCUUCUAAACUUAUGUAAAGUCAAUAAUUAAAAUACUUUUUCUCUAAA